Messenger RNA from Racocetra persica, 468 nucleotides. NCBI's taxonomy places the organism in Eukaryota, Fungi, Glomeromycota, Glomeromycetes, Diversisporales, Gigasporaceae. The record is from the annotation of a GenBank genome assembly.
CUUGCUGAAGGACUUGAAAAAAUUCAAUCUAAAGGCUUGCCUCAUUUAAACUUCCACGGGGGGAAUAUUCUUUUUGAAUAUGAAGAUGAAGAUGAAGAUGAAGUUAUUGCUAAAAUUGAUGCUAAUUUUCAUGGAAAAAUUUAUCCUUCUAACAAUAUUACUGGAGUCUUACCCUUUAUGGACCCACAAGUAUUACUUGGAAAUAAACCUUUAGCGAAGGCAUCUAAUUCUUACAGUUUGGGAAUAGUUAUGUGGGCCCUCGCAACCAGCUCCAGACCACAUUACAAUAGAGCACAUGAUUCACAACUCGCCUAUGAAAUUUGUUGCAAGAACUUACGUCCAGAGGUUAACGAAGAGCUUAAAUUGGAGAUGCCAAAGAAAUAUUAUGACUUAAUGACUUGGUGCUGGAGCUCUCAACAAGAAAGCCGGCCAACUGCAAGCCAAUUACGUGAAAUUUUGGAAGAAUGG